ACUCUGACAUUUUAAAGUGUUACGAUGAUCACGUUGCGUCGGUGUGUAAGGUGGGCAAUAAUGUUGGGUAAAGUUUUCGUUGCUUUGCCUUAGCUCGUGUAUUAGCUUUAGCAUUAGCACCACCUUGCACAACGUGUUCAACAAGUUUCGGACUAUUAUUAGCAAAGAUCACCACUUUGGCUCCGAUUGGUAACACCACAGGACUUUAUUAAGGAGUAGCAAUAGUUCAUUCGGGCCUCCUUAUUAAGGAAAGUGUUGUUAUCGCUUUUUUUUUUAUCGUGCCCAUCUCACGUGAACACGAUGCCUGAAACUUUACGUUGGACCAGGCCCUAGUUGGAAAGUAUUGGACACGGCGGUGCUUGCAACGUUGCUAACUGACUUUGAGGCUCAUCCUUGCUCAGUCUAACCAUUAGAACGCAGGACCGCCACGCAAAGCAUUCACCCCCAGGAUGGAGUGGCAGCCCGAUGAGCAGGGACUCCAGCAAGUCCUCCAGCUGCUAAAGGACUCUCAGUCACCUGACACGGCAACACAAAGAGCUGUCCAACAAAAACUUGAACAACUGAAUCAGUUCCCCGACUUCAACAAUUAUCUCAUAUUUGUCCUCACGAGACUCAAAACUGAAGACGAGCCGACUCGCUCUCUCAGCGGUCUGAUACUAAAGAACAAUGUUAAGGCUCAUUACCAGAGCUUCCCACCAACUGUUGCCGAUUUCAUCAAGCAGGAAUGUGUCAACAACAUUGGUGACCCCUCACCCCUCAUCCGUGCCACUAUUGGCAUCCUGAUCACAACUAUUUCCUCUGAGGGAGAGCUGCAGUCAUGGCCUGAGCUCCUGCCUCAGCUCUGCAACCUCCUCAACUCUGAGGACUAUAACACAUGCGAGGGCUCGUUUGGAGCAUUGCAGAAAAUCUGCGAGGAUUCGUCAAAGUUGCUGGACAGCGACGCUUUGGACAGACCACUAAAUAUCAUGAUACCGAAAAUUCUACAGUUCUUCAAGCAUUGCAAUCCAAAAAUUAGGUCCCAUGCCAUAGCCUGUGUGAACCAGUUCAUCGAUUGCAGAGCACAGGCCCUAAUGGACAACAUUGACACCUUCAUAGAGAGCCUCUUUUCCCUGGCUUCUGAUGAGGAUUCUGAGGUCAGAAAGAAUGUUUGCCGGGCUCUGGUCACGCUUCUGGAGGUCCGCAUUGAUCGGCUCAUCCCCCAUAUGCACAGCAUCGUCCAGUACAUGCUGCAGCGCACACAGGACCCAGAUGAGAACGUAGCUCUGGAAGCCUGUGAGUUUUGGUUGACUCUAGCAGAACAGCCCAUCUGCGAAGUGGUGCUAUCUGGACAUCUGGUGCAAUUGAUUCCCAUCUUAGUAAAUGGGAUGAAGUAUUCAGAGAUAGACAUUAUACUUUUGAAGGGAGAUGUGGAGGAAGAUGAGGCCGUACCAGACAGCGAUCAGGACAUCAAACCACGAUUCCACAAGUCGCGCACUGUCACCUUGCAGCACGACGGCUCAGAGGGAGGGGGCAGCGAAGACCCUGAAGACGACAAUGACGAUGACACACUGUCUAACUGGAACUUGCGAAAGUGUUCUGCAGCAACACUGGACAUUCUUGCAAACGUGUUUCGACAUGACCUGCUGCCCCACCUGUUGCCGCUUCUGAAAGGCCUGCUCUUCCAUCCCGAUUGGGUCGUUAAGGAGUCCGGCAUCCUCGUGUUAGGGGCUAUUGCCGAAGGCUGCAUGCAGGACAUGGUUCCCUACCUCCCCGAGCUCAUCCCUCACCUUAUCGAGUGUCUAUGUGACAAGAAGGCUCUGGUACGCUCCAUUGCCUGCUGGACCCUUAGUCGUUACGCACAUUGGGUAGUCUCCCAGCCUUCCGACUCCUACCUCAAGCCCCUAAUGUCAAAGCUUCUGACAUGCAUCCUCGAUGCAAACAAGAGGGUUCAAGAAGCUGCCUGCAGCGCGUUUGCCACCUUAGAAGAGGAGGCAUGCACAGAGCUUGUACCAUAUUUGAGCUUCAUCUUGGAUACGCUGGUUUUUGCCUUUGGAAAGUACCAGCACAAGAAUCUCCUCAUCCUCUAUGAUGCCAUUGGAACUUUGGCAGACUCGGUUGGUCACCACCUUAAUCAGCCUGAGUACAUUCAAAAGCUGAUGCCCCCUCUUAUUGCAAAGUGGAAUGAGCUCAAAGACGAAGACAAGGAUCUUUUUCCGCUCUUGGAGUGUUUGUCUUCAGUCGCUACUGCACUCCAGAGUGGGUUCCUGCCUUACCGUGAACCUGUCUACCAGCGUUGUGUCACACUUGUCCAGAAGACUUUAGCUCAGUCUAUGAUGUACAACCAGCACCCAGACCAGUAUGAGUCUCCUGAAAAGGAUUUCAUGAUUGUGGCCCUGGAUCUGCUAAGUGGGCUGGCUGAGGGUUUGGGAAGUCAUGUGGAACAGCUUGUGGCCCGGUCCAAUAUCAUGACACUGCUUUUCCAGUGCAUGCAGGAUGCAAUGCCUGAAGUGAGGCAAAGCUCCUUUGCUCUAUUAGGAGAUUUAACAAAGGUCUGCUUCCUCCACGUUAAGCCCUGCAUUGCUGAGUUCAUGCCCAUUCUCGGCCUCAAUCUGAACCCAGAUUUUAUUUCCGUGUGUAACAAUGCUACCUGGGCCAUUGGGGAAAUUGCCAUGCAAAUGGGUGCAGAGAUGCAGCUUUAUGUUGGAGUGGUUUUGCCACCCCUGGUGGAGAUCAUUAAUACACCCAACACAACAAAGACCUUGUUGGAAAACACAGCCAUUACAAUAGGAAGACUGGGUUACGUCUGUCCACAGGAAGUGGCGCCACAGCUUCAACAUUUUAUUAGGCCAUGGUGCACAUCACUGAGGAAUAUCAGAGAUAAUGAAGAGAAAGAUUCAGCCUUCCGUGGAAUCUGCGUAAUGAUUGGCGUCAACCCAGCCGGCGUUGUGCAGGACUUCAUUUUCUUUUGUGAUGCUGUGGCCUCCUGGGUCAACCCAAAGGAUGAUCUGAGAGACAUGAUUUAUAAGAUCCUGCAUGGGUUCAAGGACCAGGUCGGUCAAGAGAACUGGCAGCAGUUCUCAGAGCAGUUCCCUCCGUUGUUGAAGGAGCGUCUGUCAGUGUGCUAUGGCGUCUGACAAGUCUACACUGGAUGCUGACCUGUUUGGUUAACAUAGGGAAGGGUUUCCAGGGGACUCAUUGCACUGCCCAGCACAGCACGGAGGAACAAACUGGGGGGAUAUGACAGGACUGCACUUGGCAGAGGGUCCCCUCCGUCCCUUUCCCUGAGCCCCGCUUUUGUGUGGGAGGGUGGGAGGAGGGUGGUGAGGGAGGGACAAUUUAGGGAUAUACGUAUACCUCUUGGAUUUCUUGCCUCACAAAAUCCAACAUGCUCAAAAGUGGCUUUCAGCCAUAGCACCACAGGGAUUGAAUUUGGUUGGAAAAAUGAGGCUGGGUUUGAUCUCUCCCCCCUCAAUUUAAUCAUUUCACUACAGUGUUGAAGGGAGGGGGAUGUCGGGAUAAGUACAUUAAAAUGAAUCAUGGGAACCAGCAUAGGGUACCAGAAUUCCAAAUCUCCCAAAUGCACAUCGUCGUUAUAUUGACGUGGAUACAUCAUUGUGUGAAAACGGGGUUGCGUGACUUUAUUACAAGUCACCUCUUGGCCAGAUCUUUGCCAGAGGCUAAAUGAAAGAUGCUUUAUGCAGGACGUUUGCCUAAAUAUUUGCACCUUUUUAGUGGAAAUACUGCAUUAACUCUUAAUGUCCAUCUACCUGGGUCUAUUCUGCUCAUCUAUACAUUUAUUCAGUUCUAAUCUGAGCACCUCAAAAAUGAUGCAUGUUGAAUAUCUCAUUUAUAUAGUCAUACUAGGGUGACUGCCAUAAUUUGUAGCAAUCAUGCUGCUUAGUUUUUUUAAUUUUAGGUCCCCUUUCAACAUUUAUUUGAAAUGUUGGCGUCCCUGUUGUUCAAAGGAGGUUGCGUGAAUACAAACUAUAGGUAGGAAGACCUGAAAACUAGGCAGGUUAAGGAUUCUUCUGCUGCUGCUUAAUUUCUUGACGAACUUUCAAAACGGAUGUAAUAAGAAAUAAGCCGUCAAGAAUAACUAGGUCCUGAUAUAAAUGCACUUUCUUUUGUAAGAAUUAGAAUUUAAAUGUAUAAACUGAUCUUCAGGGGUUAUUUCUGAUAAGGGAUUCGAGGACUGUAUUGAUUGGUAAAAUUGUUUUAAGCAAUGAUAGGUAAUACUUGAGGCCUCUUAAUAUAGGAAUAAAAAUUUAUCUUAUCGGAAAAUGUAGAUUGAAGAGGUACUAUCACCGUAUUUUGCAUGCCCCAGUGCAGCUCUUCAUUUUGGUUUUUUUUUUUUUUUUUUAAAUCCAUUUGUAGAGGCAAAUGGGACUCAUUACAAAGAUGUCAACAUUUGUGCAUGCUUUCCCAAUGAGUUUUACUCUUUUUAGACAUUUUAUAAUUUGUCCCUUUUUCGGAGGGAAUCUCCCUUAAAGAGAUUUGUUGACGGCAGUAUAAUGUUGACGCUGGAUUAAUGGGGAACUGUUCCUGCAUUUGCUCCAACUAGUAAUAAUUGCCAGCUGACAUGUUAUUCCACGUUGAAACUGUGUACAUUAUGCUUGGAAAUACACUGAUCCUAAUAGUUUUACCUGACACUGGAUAGCUGGAAAGUGGUUUUUUUUUUUUUUUUAAAUCCAGCUUUGUCUUCUACCCAUUGUCCAUAGUGGACGAUUGUAUUGGAAGUGUGUAUGGCUUUUAGCCCGAGGGUGUGUCGCUAUGAAGGUGUGUACGAGAGUAUUGCUUGCAUGUUGUUUUGCACCAGCCCUACCCUAAGGUUAUGUGCCAGGCAUAGUAGGGGAAGGAAGUAUUUGUGUGGCCACUGCCAAUAUCAAAGUUUGCCUGACAGUUAAACGCAGGCUAAGCUUCUGAUAGGAUGACUGCAUGGAAAAGAAAAAAAAUACUCCCAUCAUAUUUUGUCCCAGAGUAUUGGUUAGCUUUAUGAUUUUUUUUUAAUUUUUAUUUUAAAUCAAGCGUUUUUGGUAUGAACUUUUGUAGCAUGAUUUCAAUGGCUCAUUUAAAGCUGCUAAAACACUCAAGAUGCUGUCAUCACUUAUUUGGUAGGCAGGAAUUGAGGCAGGUGGUAAUCUUUGCACAUUUGUUGUGAAGAUUUUUAUUUUUUUUUUUGGGUUUUUAUGCUUGUAAUAUUUUAAUUUAUUUUUUGUUUUUGUGCGAUCUGCACAAAUUUUUUUUUUUGGACUUUAAAAGUUUUUUUUUUUUUUUUACCUUUUUUAUUCUUUUCAUUUAAAGAAAUAUUCGUUGUAUGGUGUUGACCAUUUAAUUACAUCAAAUUUGAUGAUGUGGUUGACUGAAGGAAUCCAGGCUUGGCGCAUACCUUAGGGAAGACAACUGAUUUAUAACUAAAUAUAUCAAGGCUGGAGAGUUUUACCGCCCUUUUUCGUUCUGUGGUGCAGGUGGGAUGUUUGCAAAUGUACUCCUUUUUAAUGUUUUCAACGGGGUAAAAUAAAACUUUUCUAUUACACUGUGUACCCAAUUAUUAUGCAGAUAUGAUUUCAGUUUGGAGGUCCGCCCCCCCCAGGGAAAGUUUUUCUCUUUUACUGUAUUUAAAACCCCAUAUAAUUUUUCUG
Molecule: messenger RNA, 5618 nt
Organism: Syngnathoides biaculeatus (alligator pipefish)
Lineage: Eukaryota; Metazoa; Chordata; Actinopteri; Syngnathiformes; Syngnathidae
Product: transportin-2-like
Exons: 26
Coding region: 450-3113 (887 amino acids)
Biological process (GO): protein import into nucleus
Cellular component (GO): nucleus; cytoplasm
Molecular function (GO): small GTPase binding; nuclear import signal receptor activity
Source: RefSeq, a predicted model, not a curated record